This is a messenger RNA of Cebus imitator (Panamanian white-faced capuchin), 520 nucleotides long. Its product is annotated as acyl-CoA-binding protein-like. Gene Ontology annotation, cellular component: mitochondrion. Gene Ontology annotation, molecular function: fatty-acyl-CoA binding. The record is from RefSeq and is a predicted model, not a curated record. The annotation marks the transcript as partial. NCBI's taxonomy places the organism in Eukaryota, Metazoa, Chordata, Mammalia, Primates, Cebidae. The transcript has a single exon. Gene Ontology annotation, biological process: fatty acid metabolic process.
UCCUGCUCCUGGCCUCCUCCUCGGGCUCCCUGGAGUUCUUGCAAGCCGGCCAGGAGGUCUCAGGCUGAGUUUGAGAAAGCUGCAGAGGAAGUUAAGCACCUUAAGACCAAGCCAGCAGACGAUGAGGUGCUGUUCAUUUAUGGCCGCUACAAACAAGCGGCUGUGGGUGACAUGAACACAGAACAGCCCGGGGUGUUGGACUUCAAAGGCAAAGCCAAGUGUAAUGCCUGGAAUGAGCUGAAAGGGACUACCAAGGAAGAUACCACGAAAGCUCACGUCAACAGCACAGAAGAGCUAAAGAAAAUACACGGGAUUUGGUCGCCAGGCCACAUGCUUAUCCUAAACGGAGACAAUGCCUUGUGUUUUCUAAUACCGUGGAUGGUGGGAAUUCGGGAAAACAACCAGUUAACCCGGUACUCAAGGCUGCUCACCGUACGGCUCUAACAGGUUAGGGGCUAAAACGAUGACUGACCUUCCUUGGCUAGUUUUUAUCUGAGAUCAAUGAAAAGCGUAUUUGUUA